Anopheles maculipalpis is the source of this 1667-nucleotide messenger RNA. It is a transcript of the gene UGP, whose product is annotated as UTP--glucose-1-phosphate uridylyltransferase. Gene Ontology annotation, biological process: glycogen metabolic process; UDP-alpha-D-glucose metabolic process. The record is from RefSeq and is a predicted model, not a curated record. Gene Ontology annotation, cellular component: cytoplasm. Lineage: Eukaryota; Metazoa; Arthropoda; Insecta; Diptera; Culicidae. The coding region runs from base 21 to 1661 and encodes 546 amino acids. Gene Ontology annotation, molecular function: UTP:glucose-1-phosphate uridylyltransferase activity. The transcript has 3 exons.
CAACAGACCGAGGCCUAGUGAUGCUGGGGCUACAGAAUUCGUGCAUCGUGCUGAACGCCAAGGCAGUCAACAGUGGUGGAACCGUUGGCGGUGGAAAAGUGCAUUUUAAAAUGCUAAAUCCAUGUGCGGCGGCGACCGGCAUUGGGCAGGUGCGUGGCCAUCAGCGCAUACCAUCCGACACGAAAGAGUUCCACGAGGCGACGAAGCGCGAUGCCCUGAUGCGGCUCAAGAAGGACCUCGACCACCUGCUGGAAACGGUCGAGGAAACGCGUAAAACGGGCGUACAGAAGGAGAUGUGUGGGUUCGAGGCACUGUACCAUCGGUUCCUGCAAGAGGACGGUCCUUCGGUCGAUUGGGAUCGCAUCGAGAAACUCCCGGAAGGUGCUGUGAAGGACUAUUCCACGCUGAAGCAGCCACAGGAAGCGCACAUCCGCGAUAUGCUCGACAAGCUGGUGGUGGUGAAGCUGAACGGUGGUCUCGGCACGUCGAUGGGUUGCCACGGGCCGAAAAGUGUGAUCCCGGUGCGGAAUGACUUAACGUUCCUUGAUCUUACGGUGCAGCAGAUCGAGCAUUUGAACAAAAAGUACAACGCCAACGUGCCACUGGUACUGAUGAACUCGUUCAACACGGAUGUGGAUACGGAGAAGGUGAUCCGAAAGUACAAAGGCUUCCAGGUGCAGAUCUACACAUUUAACCAAAGCUGCUAUCCUCGCAUCAGCCGCGACUCGCUGCUGCCGAUUGCGAAGGAUUUUGACAUCGAAAAUGACAUCGAUGCAUGGUACCCACCGGGUCACGGUGAUUUCUACCAAUCGUUCCAGAACUCGGGCUUGCUGCGAAAGUUCAUCGAGGAGGGUCGAGAGUAUUGCUUCCUGUCCAACAUCGACAAUUUGGGCGCUACGGUCGACAUACAGAUAUUGAACCGCUUGAUUGGCGAUGAUCGGCAGGGCGAUAAACCGAUCGAGUUCGUGAUGGAAGUGACAGAUAAGACGCGUGCUGACGUGAAAGGUGGUACGCUAAUCAACUACGAGCACAAACUGCGGCUGUUGGAAAUUGCCCAGGUGCCCAAGGAACACGUUGACGACUUCAAGUCGGUGAAGACGUUCAAGUUUUUCAACACGAACAACAUCUGGGCCCGGCUGGAAUCGAUCGAGCGUGUGCUGAACGCCAAAACGAUGAACAUGGAAAUUAUCGUCAACAACAAAACGCUCGACAAUGGCAUGCGUGUGAUCCAGCUCGAGACGGCCGUCGGUGCGGCGAUGAAGUGCUUCGACGGUGGUAUCGGUAUCAAUGUGCCGCGAUCGCGGUUCUUGCCGGUGAAGAAAACCUCCGACCUGCUACUUGUCAUGUCCAACCUGUACAGCUUGAAGUACGGUUCGCUGGUAAUGUCCCCACAGCGCAUGUUCCCGACCACGCCGCUGGUCAAGCUGGGUGACAAUCAUUUCAGCAAGGUAAAGGAAUUCCUUAGCCGCUUUGCCAAUAUACCCGACUUGAUCGAGCUGGAUCAUUUGACCGUUUCCGGUGAUGUUACGUUCGGCCGGGGGGUUUCGUUGCGUGGCACGGUCAUCAUCAUUGCUAACCAUGGCGAUCGUAUUGAUAUUCCGGCUGGUGCAAUCCUGGAGAACAAGAUCGUCUCCGGCAAUAUGCGCAUCCUGGAUCAUUAGAGCGUG